AUGACGAAAGAGGGCGUUUGGUUGAAGCAACAGCAAACAACGAGUGAAAGCCUCCAAAGCACGCAUUCAGAUGACAAUAGCAGGUCGGUAAUUUUUGGAAAUAGUACUUUAAUUAAUAAUUCAAAUGAAAAUAAUUUUGAUUUGAAAAUUCACAAAGUAGUAAGCUUUGUAGUUUUUCACUUUUAGACAAUCAACAGCAUCAAGGACUGAUCAAAUGUUUGAAAUGAGCCUCUUCAGUACCCCAUCAUGUUCUUCAGAAUAUGGGCUCCAGCGUACAGACACAUGGACACCAGGUUGUGCAAGUGCCUAUCUGAGUGACACUGACAGUGAUCAAGAGGAAUGCGAUGUUGCUGCAGGUACUUCAGUUUUAGAUCAAUACAAUCAGGCUAUGGAAAAUAUAUCUCAGCUGGCCGGAACUCAAGCGCCACCAAAAUUGACUUUCCAGCUCGAUG
Messenger RNA from Paramuricea clavata, 452 nucleotides. Lineage: Eukaryota; Metazoa; Cnidaria; Anthozoa; Malacalcyonacea; Plexauridae. The record is from the annotation of a GenBank genome assembly.